Ipomoea nil (Japanese morning glory) is the source of this 1474-nucleotide messenger RNA. RefSeq names its product ultraviolet-B receptor UVR8. The record is from RefSeq and is a predicted model, not a curated record. Lineage: Eukaryota; Viridiplantae; Streptophyta; Magnoliopsida; Solanales; Convolvulaceae. The transcript is spliced from 9 exons. Bases 50 to 1222 code for a protein of 390 amino acids.
CAGGCCAUUAAUGCUAUUCGAAAAGUAUUGUACUUUGAGGAAGUAAACAAUGGAAGAAAACGAAAGAUUCGAAGAAGAAGAAGAAGAAGAGAUAUGGAGUUGGGGAGCAGGCACAGAGGGUCAGCUGGGAACGGGGAUACUCUCCGACGAGCACUGCCCUCAGCUCCUCCGUUCUCUCUCCUCCUUCGCUCCUAUCUCUCUCCUCGCCUGCGGCGGCGCUCAUGUCCUCGCCCUUACCUCAGGUGGAAGAGUGGUGACAUGGGGUCGGGGUACUUCUGGGCAAUUAGGCCACGGGGAAGCUGUUAACAAUUUGCAGCCUAAGGCUAUAGAGGCUUUGGGAGGCUUUGUUAUAACACACGUUUCUGCUGGUUGGAAUCACUCCGGUUUUGUUUCAGAUAACGGUCACCUUUUCACUUGCGGUGAUGGUGCAUUUGGACAGCUUGGUCUUGGGGAUUAUUUAUCGCGAUCUUCUCCCGUAGAAGUAUCAUAUUUGAGCGCUAAACAUGUCAAGCAAAUCGCUUGUGGCAUGCGCCAUUCACUUGCUUUGAUCAAAGGUGAUUUGGGAGAUCGAGUUUUUGGAUUUGGGUCUGGAAAGCGUGGCCAACUGGGUAUAUCUGAUGAUAAAGUAAAAUCGGUAGCCAUUCCUCAAGCCACUUUGGGCUUGGAAAACCUUAAAAUCGACGCCAUUAUUGCAAACGGAGACCAUAGUGCAGCAAUUUGUGCUGAUGGACAUUUGUACACGUGGGGAAGAAGCUUUGGGAGUGACUCGGAUAUGUAUACGCCCAGGUGUGUCACAAUGAGGUCAUCGUUCAGCAGUGCUGCUCUAGGAUGGAAUCAUGCUCUAGCAUUAACAGGUGACGGGGAAGUGUUCAUGAUAGGUGGCUACAACUAUGGUGUUUCUAGUGGUCGGAAAAACCAGUUGAUUAAGCAAACAUCUGAAGAUGCAGGAAAUGGAGAGAUUGUGAAAAAGAUUGAUGCUCUUGAUGGGAUAAAGGUUCUUCAAAUUUCAGCUGGAGCUGAACACUCGGCCUUGGUAACAGACGAUGGAUUGGUAAUGACAUGGGGAUGGGGUGAGCACGGUCAACUUGGCUUUGGAGAUACAAAUGAUCAAACCAGUCCCCGAGUUGUGAGUUUGAGUCACGAGCAUGCUAAGAAGCCAUCUAUCGCUAAAGUUUACUGUGGCAGCGGCUUCACCUUUGUUGUGAAGAAGCAUGCUGGGUAAAUUAUCAGAAUUAAAUUACUGCAUAGUUACUGGAUUCUUAAGCUUUUAGACCACUGUGCAUACAAUCUUGGGUUCUUGGUGAGGUGCCUUUUAGUGUAUUCUGUUUUUUACUUUUAUACAUCAGAAGCAGUAUUGUUUUGCCUCAUAAGUUCUUGUACUAGUUGUAGUGUUUGUAUACCAAAAUGGUUCCAUUUUGGUGUUGUAAAUUGAUGGUGAAUGCCAUGAUAAAUUGAUGAGUUCCAUUAAAGUAGA